Molecule: messenger RNA, 1476 nt
Organism: Lolium rigidum
Lineage: Eukaryota; Viridiplantae; Streptophyta; Magnoliopsida; Poales; Poaceae
Product: AAA-ATPase At3g50940-like
Exons: 3
Coding region: 1-1476 (491 amino acids)
Molecular function (GO): ATP binding; ATP hydrolysis activity
Source: RefSeq, a predicted model, not a curated record
AUGGAUCCCCCGUCCGCGCUCGCGUCGCCGUCCUUGGUCAAGCUGGUGGACACGUACAAGAAGGCGGCGGCCACGGCGGCCUCGGUGACGGCGUACGCCGUGCUGGCGCGCGGCAUGGCGCGGGAGCUCCUGCCGGACGACCUCUGCGCCUUGGUCAGCUGGGGCGCCUCGCUCCUCCGCGCGCGGAUGGAGCCGCCACCCGUCGAGCGCUGCACCAUCGUCGUCAGGCGCAUCGAGGAGAACUCCUCCAACUGCGAUGACUACAACGCCUUCUACACCGACGUGCACGACUACCUGGCCACCCGGAUCGACCCACGGUCCAUGCGCCGGCUCCGCCUCAGCGGCGGCGGCGCCAGCAAGGUCAUGUCCAUGGACCGCGGCGACUCCAUGACCGACCUCUUCGAGGGCGUCCAGUUCAGGUGGGCGUCCGUCCCGGGGGAAGGCGACCACGGGGUGGACUCGCUGGAGCUCAGCUUCGACGCGGAGCACAUGGACAUGGCGCUCGGCAGGUACGUGCCCUCCAUCACCGCCGCGGCGGAGCAGGCGCGGCGGCUCAACUGCGCGCUCAGGAUCUACAUGAACGAGUCCACGUCCUGGCGCGGGAUCAGCCACCACCACCCGGCCACCUUCGACACGCUCGCCAUGGACCCGCCCACCAAGCAGGCCGUCAUCGCCGACAUCGACAGGUUCCUCAAGCGCAAGGAGUACUACCGCCGGAUCGGCAAGGCGUGGAAGCGCGGCUACCUGCUCUACGGCCCGCCAGGCACCGGCAAGUCCAGCCUGGUCGCCGCCGUCGCCAAUUACCUCCGCUUCAAUCUCUACGACCUCGACCUCGCCGAGCUGCGCUGCAACUCCAUGCUCCAGAGGCUGCUCAUCGGCAUGCCCAACAAGUCCAUCCUCGUCAUCGAGGACAUCGACUGCUGCUUCACUGCCACGUCCAGGGAAGAUGGCAAGGACCGCAAGACGCCGGUGCUGCCCGAGGAUGGCUCCGACGACUGCUCAAGCACGCAGCAGAACAUAACCUUGUCCGGCCUGCUCAACUUCAUCGACGGGCUGUGGUCCACCAGCGGCGAGGAGCGCAUCAUCAUCUUCACCACCAACUACAAGGAUCGCCUCGACCCGGCGCUGCUGCGGCCAGGGCGCAUGGACAUGCACGUCUACAUGGGCUACUGCGGCUGGGAGGCGUUCAAGACGCUCGCCCGGAACUACUUCGUCGUCGACGACCACCCGCUGUUCCAGGAGAUACAGGGGCUGCUUGCCCAGGUGGAGGUGACGCCGGCCGAGGUGUCGGAGAUGCUGCUGCGGAGCGAGGACGUCGACGUCGCACUCCAGGGGCUCGUGGAGUUCCUCAUAGCGAAGAUGCAGGGGAAGGAAGAUGCAGGGGAGGGGCUUCUGGAGUUCCUCAUAGGGAAGAAGCAGGGGGAGGAAGAUGCAGGGGAGGCAAUGAAGGGGACCAACAUCGAGCUAGUAAACUGA